This is a messenger RNA of Podarcis lilfordi (Lilford's wall lizard), 1135 nucleotides long. The record is from the annotation of a GenBank genome assembly. NCBI's taxonomy places the organism in Eukaryota, Metazoa, Chordata, Lepidosauria, Squamata, Lacertidae.
GCAGAGCGGGUGGUUAGAGAAGUUGAGUCUAGCAGAGUUUGCGUAUAAUAAUGCAAUGCAUGUGUCUACGGGCAGAGCCCCAUUUGUGGCAAACUAUGGCUUGCACCCAAGGGCAUUCCCAGGUCAAGAGGAGCAGUUAGCAGUACCAGCAGCAGAACAAAUGAUAGAGGAGUUGAGGUGCAUUCAUGAGAUAUUGAAAGAGGAUUUGGAAGAAGCUAAAGAGGCUUACAAGAAAGCUGCAGACAGGCACCGGCGAGUUGGGGAAGAAAUCCAAGUAGGGAGCUGGGUAUGGCUGUCUACCAAGGGACUACCAAUACGAGGGAGGUGUAAAAAGCUAGAACCAAGGAGAUUGGGACCUUUCCAAGUAAAGGCUCAAAUUAACCCAGUCGCUUUCAAGCUUCAUUUGCCUGAAAAUAUGAGAAUACACCCUGUAUUUCAUAGAUCUUUAUUGUCAGUGUUUGUACCAGCGCAUAAGUAUCAAAUUUCAAGGGGACCACCUCCUUUUCCCACCAUGAUGGGGGAAGAGGAGACCGAAGUGGAAGAGAUAUUAGACUCGAGAAUAAGUAGGAGGAAAUUACAGUAUUUGGUUGCAUGGAAAGGGUUAGAUGAGUCUGAGAACUCAUGGGAACCAGCAGAAAAAAUUAACGUUCCAGAAUUGCAGAGAGAAUUUCAUAGAAAAUAUCCCCACAAGCCAAAACCCCAUAACUGGCAUCUUCAAGAAAUUUUUGAAGAGACAGAUAGCGAGGAAGAAGAGUUCAUAGGGUUCUGUCCUUCAGAAACAGAGGAGAGUGAGAAGGAGGAAGGGGGGCUUAGGGGAGGGAGUGAUGUCAGGGAGGAGUUAGAAUUUUCCAGUUUCUCAGAGGGAGAAAGCAUUCGCCAAGGGGGGAAGGAGAGCAGUGAAUCUAAUAGAAGGGAGCAAGAGGAACAACAGGGAGGGACUGGCUGUUCACAGGAAAGGCAAGGGUUAAGUUCUAGCUCAGACUUGGAGGAGGGGAGAUACAGGCCAGCUCUAGCCAGGAGGUUAGGAAAAAGAGCGGGAAAGCGAAGGGAAAGGCGCCUUCGCCAUUUUGAGAGUGGCUGGUCAUGGAGAAGCAGAGCUCAGAAGGUAUCUGAAAUAAGUGACGCUGAGGAAUAA